This is a messenger RNA of Pan troglodytes (chimpanzee), 3048 nucleotides long. RefSeq names its product SVOP like (gene SVOPL). NCBI's taxonomy places the organism in Eukaryota, Metazoa, Chordata, Mammalia, Primates, Hominidae. The coding region runs from base 1140 to 2666 and encodes 508 amino acids. Gene Ontology annotation, molecular function: transmembrane transporter activity. The transcript has 14 exons. The record is from RefSeq and is a predicted model, not a curated record. Gene Ontology annotation, cellular component: membrane. Gene Ontology annotation, biological process: transmembrane transport.
AAAAAAAAAAAAUGACAAUGACAUGCAAGAAAGCACACUGGAAAUACAGGAUCUGCGGAAGUGUGAAGUGCUGCUUUGCGAUUGUUUUUCUGUAUCAAAGCCAUCUUCCCUCCCACUCAGAGGAUGCUAUUGGUUAAAUUGCCAAGGCCUGCGUCUGGCCCCAGGCUCAAGGUUGGUUACUGGUCUCAGAGUCCUGGUUGUCUAAUUUGGCCUCUUAAUUUAGCUCGAUUAUCUAAUUUAGCCAUUUAGUCUCUCCAUUUCUCAGGUUCCUUACAUGCCAGACAGUGAUAAAUUAUAAUAUUUCACAGAUCUUCUGUGAAGAUUAGAGGGAAUAAUUCAUGUAUGUAAAGUGUUCAGGAUAAUGAUUAGUGAGAAAUACUCUCAUACAGAGUAAUAAUAGUAACGGCUUCCAUUUAUCAAGCACAUUAGUACUUGCCACUUAUGGGGGUGAGUGCUUUCUGUGAACUAACUCAUUUAAUCAUCACAACAACCUUGAAAGUUGGGUGCCAUUAUUAUAUCAUCCCCAUUUUAGGAAACUCAUUUGAGAAAACUGAGGUGUGCAAAGGGCAAAUUCCUCAAAGCCACAUACCUAAAAAGUAGUAGGGAAGGCUGGGCACAGUGGUUCACGCCUAUAAUCCCAGCACUUUGGGAAGCCGAGGUGGGCGGAUCACCUGAGGUCAGAAAUUCGAGACCAGCCUGGAGAACAUGGUGAAACCCUGUCUCUACAAAAUAUACAAAAAAAAUUAGCCAGGCAUGGUGACGCAUGCCUGUAACCCCAGCUACUCGAGAGGCUGAGGCAUGAGAAUCGCUUGAACUCAGAAGGCAGAGGUUGUAGUGAGCUGAGAUUGCACCACUGAACUCCAACCUGGGCAAUAGAGCGAGACUCCAUCUCAAUCAAUCAAUCAAUCAAUCAAUAAAAAGUAGUAGGGAAAAAAAACACUGAGCUGCUUGGUUCCAGAGGCCCAGUAUGAAAGAGGAUAAAAAUACUACCUCAUUCGAUUUUUGUGAGGGCUUCAGGAAAUUUUGUGUAUAGUGUGCCUGGCAUAUACUAACUAUCCAAUAACCAUUAUAUUUCUUUCCUUCUUCCCUCCCUUGCUUCCACCAGGGAAGCUGUUUGGGGAACUUGAGCUAUUUAGAAGAUGGCAACCAAGCCAACAGAGCCCGUCACGAUCCUCAGCCUUCGGAAAUUGAGCCUGGGGACCGCAGAGCCACAGGUUAAAGAGGCAAAGACGUUCACCGUGGAAGAUGCAGUGGAGACCAUCGGCUUCGGGCGUUUCCACAUUGCCCUCUUUCUGAUCAUGGGCAGUACUGGGGUGGUUGAGGCCAUGGAGAUCAUGUUGAUAGCUGUUGUGUCUCCUGUCAUCCGCUGUGAAUGGCAACUGGAGAAUUGGCAGGUGGCAUUAGUAACCACGAUGGUGUUUUUUGGCUACAUGGUUUUCAGUAUCCUCUUUGGCCUCCUGGCUGACAGAUAUGGCCGCUGGAAGAUUCUGCUCAUCUCGUUCCUGUGGGGAGCCUAUUUCUCCUUGCUGACCUCGUUUGCUCCUUCGUACAUCUGGUUUGUCUUCCUGCGGACGAUGGUGGGCUGUGGUGUGUCCGGCCACUCGCAAGGGUUAAUCAUAAAGACUGAAUUUUUGCCCACGAAAUACCGAGGCUAUAUGUUACCCUUGUCUCAGGUGUUCUGGCUUGCGGGCUCCCUGCUCAUCAUUGGCUUGGCCUCUGUGAUCAUCCCCACCAUCGGGUGGCGCUGGCUCAUUCGCGUCGCCUCCAUCCCGGGCAUCAUCCUCAUCGUGGCCUUCAAGUUUAUUCCUGAAUCUGCCCGGUUCAAUGUCUCCACUGGGAACACUCGGGCUGCCCUGGCCACUCUGGAGCGCAUUGCCAAGAUGAACCGCUCGGUCAUGCCGGAGGGGAAGCUGGUGGAGCCCGUCCUGGAAAAAAGAGGAAGAUUUGCAGACCUAUUGGAUGCUAAAUAUUUACGGACCACAUUACAGAUCUGGGUCGUAUGGCUUGGAAUCUCUUUUGCCUACUAUGGGGUUAUCCUGGCCAGUGCUGAGCUGCUGGAGCGGGACUUGGUCUGUGGUUCAAAGUCAGACUCUGAGGUGGUGGUGACUGGGGGGGACUCAGGGGAGAGCCAGAGCCCCUGCUACUGCCACAUGUUUGCACCCUCUGACUAUCGGACCAUGAUCAUCAGCACCAUCGGUGAAAUUGCUCUGAAUCCUUUAAAUAUACUGGGCAUCAAUUUCCUGGGAAGACGGCUGAGCCUUUCUAUUACCAUGGGAUGCACGGCUUUAUUCUUCCUUCUCCUCAACAUUUGCACUUCAAGUGCCGGCCUGAUUGGCUUCCUCUUCAUGCUGAGGGCUCUGGUAGCUGCAAACUUCAACACCGUCUACAUUUACACAGCUGAGGUCUACCCCACCACGAUGCGCGCUUUGGGGAUGGGAACCAGCGGCUCCCUGUGUCGCAUUGGUGCAAUGGUGGCACCAUUUAUAUCCCAGGUUCUUAUGAGUGCAUCAAUACUGGGGGCCCUGUGUCUCUUCUCAUCUGUCUGUGUUGUAUGCGCCAUUUCUGCAUUUACUCUCCCCAUCGAAACCAAAGGACGGGCCCUCCGGGUGAGUGAUGCAGGGAACUCUGAAGUCUUUUCAACUACCACUUUUGCCCAGAGCAAAUGAACUUGGUAUAUGGGCAUCAUUGUAGUUAAAAUAACUAAUAAUUCAUAUCAGAUUUCUUUCUGUAAAGUUGUGGUUUGAAUAACAAGGACUUUGUUUUUCUAGUGACAGUUGUAGAGGCCUGAGGAUUCUAUCCUUCCCACUUUUCUUUCUUUUUUUUUUUUUUAAGACAGAGUCUGACUCUGUUGCCCAGGCUGGAGUGCAGUGGUGUGAUCUUGGCUCACUGCAACCUCCACCUCCUGGGUUUAAGUGCUUCUCCUGCCUCAGCCUCCCAAGUAGCCGGGACUACAUGCACGUGCCACCAUGCCUGGCUAAUUUUUUGUAUUUUUGGUAGAGACGAGGUUUCACCAUGUUGGCCAGGCUGGUCUCAAACUCCUGACCUCAA